Arachis stenosperma is the source of this 2030-nucleotide messenger RNA. RefSeq names its product synaptotagmin-4. Gene Ontology annotation, cellular component: endoplasmic reticulum. The transcript is spliced from 13 exons. Bases 120 to 1820 code for a protein of 566 amino acids. The record is from RefSeq and is a predicted model, not a curated record. NCBI's taxonomy places the organism in Eukaryota, Viridiplantae, Streptophyta, Magnoliopsida, Fabales, Fabaceae. Gene Ontology annotation, molecular function: lipid binding.
AGUGAAAACCUAACCAUGCUUGAGCUCAUCAACAAAAUUAUCAUCAUCACAAUAAGAGGUGAAGCAGAGAUUAUUAUUCUUCAUCUUCAUCGCAAAAUCGCGUUUCUUUUAGUAGCAUUAUGGGAUUCUUCGGCGGGAUGUUCAUCGGCAUCGCCUUUGGCGUUGGAUUGAUCGUUGCUUUUGCUCGCUACGAAAGCAUUCGAUCCAAGCGUCGUUCUGAUUUGGCGAAGACGGUGGCGAUGUUUGCGAGGAUGACGGUGGAAGAUUCUAGAGUACUUCUGCCUGGAAAGUUCUACCCUUCAUGGGUUGUAUUCACUAAGAGACAGAAGUUUGUGCAGUUAAAAUGGCUCAACACGCAACUCGACAAGAUGUGGCCAUUCAUCAAUGAUGCAGCUUCGGAGUUGAUAAAGAGUAGUGUGGAGCCAAUUCUAGAGCAAUAUAAGCCAGUUAUUUUGGCUUCUCUUACCUUCUCCAAGUUGACCCUUGGCACAGUGGCUCCACAAUUUACCGGAAUUGCCAUACUUGAAGAGGAAAGUGGGCCUAAUGAAUUUACCAUAGAGUUAGAGAUGCAGUGGGAUGGUGAUCCCAACAUUGUUCUUGAUAUCAAAACCAAAGUUGGUGUCGUACUUCCCAUCCAGGUAAAAAAUAUUGGAUUCACUGGUGUUUUUUGGUUGAUAUUCAAACCACUAGUGGAUGAGUUCCCUACUUUUUCAGCUGUUUCUGUUUCAUUGAGAGAAAAGAAAGAUCUGGAUUUUACUCUAAAAGUAGUCGGCGGUGAUAUAUCAGCUUUACCGGGGGUAUCUGAUGCUAUAGAGGAAACAAUUCGGGAUGCUAUCGAAGACUCUAUAACUUGGCCAAUGCGCAAAGUCAUACCAAUUUUACCUGGGGAUUACAGUAAUCUGGAAUUGAAACCGGUCGGAAUAUUAGAUGUGAAACUGGUGCAAGCAAAGGACUUAACAAAUAAGGAUAUCAUUGGUAAAUCCGACCCUUUUGCUGUCCUGUUUGUGAGGCCACUUCGUGAUAGAACCAAAACAAGCAAAGUAAUCAACAAUGACUUGAAUCCAAUAUGGAAUGAGCACUUUGAGUUCAUUGUUGAAGAUGCGGAUACACAGCACUUGACUGUAAGAGUUUUCGAUGAUGAAGGCAUUUCUGCUGCCGAGCUUAUUGGUUGUGCCCAAAUGCCUCUAAAGGAACUAGAACCUGGUAAAGUCAAGAUUGUGUGGUUGAAACUGGUCAAGGAUUUGGAGGUCCAUAGGGAUAACAAAUACAGGGGUGAGGUGCACUUGGAGCUGUUGUACAUCCCACAUGGAACAGAUGACAGCUUUAGGAACCCCUUUGACCCUGAUUUCGCAUUGACCAUAUUCGAGAAGACCCUCAAGAGUGGAACUGAACCAGAGGCUGAGGAUAUUACAGCACGAAAGAAGAACGUCAUUGUAAGAGGUGUUCUCUCUGUGACGGUUAUUUCAGCUGAAGACUUGCCAGUUGUGGACUUAAUGGGCAAGGCUGAUCCAUUUGUUGUCCUGACGUUGAAGAAAUCAGAGAAAAAACUCAAGACUAGGGUCGUAAAUGAAUCCUUAAAUCCAGUUUGGAAUCAAACAUUUGACUUUGUUGUAGAGGACGGCUUACAUGAAAUGUUAAUUGUUGAAGUUUGGGAUCACGAUACUUUUGGGAAGGACAAAAUGGGAAAAGUGAUAAUGACUCUAACAAAGGUGAUCUUAGAAGGGGAAUAUCAGGAAACGUAUACACUAGAGGGAGCUAAAUCUGGAAGGCUUACUUUGCAUCUGAGAUGGACUCCACAGCACAAGUACCGGGAUCCUUAGAUAGUUUUCACAAUUGGUUGUAGCGACAACACGUUAUAGACCAUGGUAGCCAAGAUCAACAUCUAUAGAGCUCAGGUUAUUUUUGACAAUUUUGAUCUGAUGUCAAAGCCACAGAAGAUUUCAAGAGAAAAUACUACAGUAUGAACAGUUGAACACACAACAGAAUGACAUUUGCUAUGUACAUAUAGGCAUGUUUUUACCUCUAGCAAG